AUAAAGAAAUUUAUGGGAUCUAAAUGCUUAAAGUUUUUGUAUUUUGAUUUACUGAUAAUGUGUAUGAAUGUUUGGGUCUUGAGGGUUUUUUCCGGGUUAUAAUUUCCAGGCGCCCUCUAUUUACGGCUAUUAGCCUAACCCAUAUUCAUAAUUCCGCUUGGCCCCAAAAAACGUGGUUUGAAAAUUUUAGAAGUUUUUACUUGUGUAGAAAAUGCCUAGGGCCAAAACUGGUGCCAAGAGAAGGAGUACGGAGGUUUCAAGCAGUACUACAGGCACAAGAGCAAAGACGAGAAAAGCACAGGAGGUAGACAGUAAAGCUAAGGAGGAUGAGUUGGUGAAGAAAAUCACCCAGUCCGUGUUGGAAGCAAUCGAUGAAAGGAACAAAGCCACUGAUACCCAAGGGGGAGGUGCUUCUGAUAGUGACGAUCGAGAGAUUCAAAGAAGUGUCCGUGGAUAUGGAGGCCAAACCCACCAGCAUACCAAUCCAUCUUUUGCAACUCUCCAAAGCACAGCGUGUAGUUUAAUAGACGCAGCAUUGGCUCCUAACACAAAGAAAUUGUACAGGCAGGCCCUAAAUUGUUUCAGUAGUUUUAUUCAGAGUUAUUACAAGACUGACUGCAUUAAGGAGAUUUCCCUUGGACAGGUCAUUUGUUUCGUGUCAUACCUAUUCAGUUUAGGAAAAGCACCAAGCUCAAUAUCAACUUACCUGGCAGCAUUGGCUUACUAUUUCAAAAUGACAAAUGCCCCAGAUCUCUCAAAUCAUUUCUUGAUCAAGAAAAUGUUAAGUGGUGCAAAACGGCUUGUCAAUUCUUCAGAUGUCCGACAACCAAUUACUUUGGAUAUUCUUGGGAAGCUCCUGGUGGCAAUACCACAUGUAGCCAAUUCUAAGUACCAAGAAUAUUUGUACAUGGCGAUGUUUCUUUUAGCAUUUUAUGCUUUUCUAAGAGUGGGAGAAAUCACAGUUCGUUCUGGCUCAAAUCCAAACCUGUUGCUUCGAAGAAAUGUUUCUUUCAGGCGUGACAAAAAACAAGUAUGCAUGGUUGUUACAAUGAUCAACUUCAAACAUAAUUUAGGUAAGAAACCUGUCCAGCUGGAGAUAAAUCCCCAACCAAAGUGCAGCUUUUGUCCGGUGCAGGCUAUGAGAAAUUAUUUGGAGGUGCGAGGUGCAGAAGAAGGAGCCCUAUUUUGCUACAGAUCAGGACGACCCAUCUCGCGUACAGAAUUUUGUGAUGUUUUGAGGUCAGCACUAAAAUUUUCCAAGCUGGAUUCUAACACAUUUAAAGCACACAGCUUCAGGAUAGGAGCAGCAACCCAGGCACAUUUACAGGGUUUUUCAGAUUCACAAAUAAGAGUCAUGGGACGAUGGCACUCAGAGUCAUUUAAGAGAUACAUUAGGGUUUCAAUGUUUCCAACAUUUUAGCUCCAAAUAUAAAGGAUAACUGUCUGAGGCGGUAUCCUUUAUUUUUGGUCACUUGAUUAUAUUUUGAAUGAAGGGUGAUUCUGUUUGAAUCAAUUUUCAUCUCUUUUCAUUGCAUCCCUUUCCAGGUAAUAAAUUCUUAAUUCAAUAAUCUCAUAAUUUGGCAUAAGUAUGAUGUUUUAGGUUAAUUUCAUUGUGUCAUAUUUUUUAUCAUGAAUGAGAGAGUUACACUGCAAUAUGUUUGAUUUUCUUAAUUUAUAGCUACAUUAACAUGUACGGUAAAUUUAUUAGAUUUGGGUGACUGUCUGAGGCGGCACUCAAGAAUUUUGAUAUGGAGGAUUGUUAAUGUUUCAUGUCAUUUUUUCUGUUACAAGAUAUGUAAUGAUUAUGUACAUAUGUUAAUAACUUUCAACCUGUGAGUGGAUGGGGGAACUAUAUCUUACUAAGCCUAAUGUGUUUUAUAGGUUAGGAUUUCUUAUAUGGAUCAUUUCCAUUAUCCGUUUAGUGCAUUAUAUAUAGCAGGACAUGCUAAUUACUAUUACUUGAUUUUGCGUUAUCGAUUAACAGACAAUAUACAUGUAUACGCAUAUAUUUAUAUUUGGUUAAUGUUCGGACAAGGCUAUGUUCCUCAUGUGUAGGAUAAAACAAGGGGAAUUUAAACAUAGGAUUAUUUUGAGUAAGAACAUAAAUCUCUUUUCUAUGCAGUAUGGUCUAUAACUUUACGGUAAUAUUUAAUAAGUGUGAUGAGUAUGUGUAUAAUACAAGAUGACAAAAAUUUUUAUAAAAUUUUUAAAUGUGAAUCAAUUACUGUUCCUCUUUAGUAUUCCAUUGAUCCCUAUAUAAAUUUGUUUUAUUAUCAUACUCAUGUUGAACUGAAGCACAUUUUUGGGUGGGGCGAGGGACCCUUCUCUAUAAGUUCAUUGUCCCUCUUGUGGGAUAUUUUUUGCACCCCACCUUCUGCUCCAUUCUGAAAUUGUAAAAUUUUUAAUUUUAUUUGGCAUUUGUAAUGUAAUAAAUGCUCUAUUCACAAACACUCGCUUUAUCUUUUUAAGGGCUGCAGAACAGAGCUGCAAAUGUGCUUCAGGUACAUGUACAUACGAACUGAGUCGUUUAUUAUUGCCCGCAUUUAAGAGCACAUAAGUGUAUUUAUGUAUAUAAAGAAAUUUAUGGGAUCUAAAUGCUUAAAGUUUUUGUAUUUUGAUUUACUGAUAAUGUGUAUGAAUGUUUGGGUCUUGAGGGUUUUUUCCGGGUUAUAAUUUCCAGGCGCCCUCUAUUUACGGCUAUUAGCCUAACCCAUAUUCAUAAUUCCGCUUGGCCCCAAAAAACGUGGUUUGAAAAUUUUACCCUCCUCCAUCCCCCUUUAAACCUCCAUGCACAUUUUGAUUAUUGUUCAGAUUGUUGAUUUUCUUGUGUUGAAGGUGUGGGAUAUUUUUUGCACCCCACCUUCUGCUCCAUUCUGAAAUUGUAAAAUUUUUAAUUUUAUUUGGCAUUUGUAAUGUAAUAAAUGCUCUAUUCACAAACACUCGCUUUAUCUUUUUAAGGGCUGCAGAACAGAGCUGCAAAUGUGCUUC
Molecule: messenger RNA, 2988 nt
Organism: Saccostrea cuccullata (small rock oyster)
Lineage: Eukaryota; Metazoa; Mollusca; Bivalvia; Ostreida; Ostreidae
Exons: 3
Coding region: 212-1420 (402 amino acids)
Biological process (GO): DNA recombination; DNA integration
Molecular function (GO): DNA binding
Source: RefSeq, a predicted model, not a curated record